Molecule: messenger RNA, 1864 nt
Organism: Pseudopipra pipra
Lineage: Eukaryota; Metazoa; Chordata; Aves; Passeriformes; Pipridae
Gene: CFAP418
Product: cilia and flagella associated protein 418
Exons: 6
Coding region: 201-695 (164 amino acids)
Cellular component (GO): cytosol
Source: RefSeq, a predicted model, not a curated record
AUCAGCUAAAUUGGUAAUGAGUGCUGGCAGCAGCAAAGAAGAUCUAGAUGACAUUAUUGAUGAAAUCUGUAAGGACAGCAGCUUUACCAAAACACCUCUGCCUUCUCUGCAAAGCUGCUUUCUGGCUGCUCGGCCCUCACUGUGUUCUGAUGCAUAAGGGUUAUUCCUCCCCAGGGGCAGUAGUUUGCAUUUCCCCUUAGAUGAACUUGAAGAGAUUCCUCUCAGCCCAUUUCUGCAGUCAUUUGAGGUCCGUCAUAAUGGCAGCACAGUCAUCUGACACAGCAACGACUGCUCCCCAUUUUAAGUUGAAGUCUAACUUCACAAGUCUCACACCUGAAAGAAAUAGUGCUGUUAUACAGGCACGUGGGAAAAAAUGCUGUCCAGUGUACCUGGGUGGAAGCGCUUCACCAUCUGGCAUAGGAACAAAUAUUUCAAAGAGAACAUGUGAUCAACUACGUUGUACUGCUUGUGACUUCCGUGUAUCACUUUUCAAUGACUACAUCUGGGAUCAGUCCUGUGAUUAUCUUUUUUUCAGGAAUAACAUGCCUGAGCUCAGUAAACUAAGAGCAAAGAUGAUAAAGAAGAAAGGAGCACGAGCAUAUGCUUGUCAGUGCAGCUGGAGAUCCAUUGAUGAAUUAACUGACCUCCAGACAGAGCAGCAGCUUCGGUGGGUUUGUGGUAAACAUGGAGAAUGAAGUCUUCUUGUGUGUGAUACCUACUUGUGUGGACACAGGUCAUAAACUCAGUUUGUUUCCCAGUUUUCUGAGAACAGGUGGAAACCUGAAUACUUAUACCUAGAAAUAGAUUAUAAUACCCAGAAUUCAACCUGAAAACCUGUUUUUUCAAUUUAACUGUCUUGCAAGCAAUGUGGAGAGUUGAAUUAUUACAAGAAACAAUUUUGAGGUGUGGUGGUUUGACAUGACAUGACAUGAGGCUUUCUGGAAGCUAAAUGAGGUUAAAGCUCAUACUGAGUAGUGUUAAAGGAGAAGAGGAAAUAACAGACCUGGACAUGGGCAAAACAGGAUACUGUUGAUACUGUCCCUCAUAUCUAGCAGAGAGCCUUAUUUCCCAUGUCUGCAGAAUCUUGGAUUCAAAAUGGUGGGCUGGGACACAGCCAUGACACACAAGCAUAUGAAUUUCAACACAGAAAUUAAUCCCACUCUUCUGCUUUGCUCAUUGCUGGUAAUGAGCAAGUGGUUGGUUGCUCUCUUAAAAAAUUACUGUGGGAUCAGCUCUCACCUCAAAGGUUUCCGCAACCCCCAGAACUUUCUUUUACCCACCAGUAACCAAAAACUGCCGGUGCUGAAAAUUUUCUUCCAGUUCCUACUGCUUUCUUCAGAGCACUUUCCUCAGCCUGCACUGCAAGAGGUGAACAAGUUAUUAUGUAAUUAUUAAAUUUUGUGCAAUUUUAAAGAUAUUCUGAAGAGUAUUCUGUCAACAUUUUCAAGGGAAAAAGGCUCAGGCUUUUAAGAGUGAGAAAAUAUAUAUCCCCACUAAUAUUGGAAUUUAGAUUUUAUUUCAGUUUCACAUAGCUUUUCCUUCAACUUCUCCUUAAAAUACUGUGUAUUGAGAAAGUGUAACUGUCCUGUUUCAACACACUUCCUUCCGCCGGUAACAUUGUCACUUGGUGAAUUGUCUUGCUUACAGUCACUGUCACUAUAGUUUAUGAGCUCUUUCUUUUCUUUAUGUAUAAAUAACACAGGAGGUAGACUUGAGUUUUAUGCAAGGAGAUAGGAAGGAAAGGACUACCAGUCCUGUCAUUUACUACAUUUAAAGGUGUCUCAAAAUGGGAAGUCUGUCAAUAUUUUUGCUAUGCAACAUGUGUAUCUAUACAAAUAAAUUUGAGAUUAUUUACUUUGAGCAA